Puma concolor (puma) is the source of this 702-nucleotide messenger RNA. RefSeq names its product transmembrane protein 128 (gene TMEM128). The record is from RefSeq and is a predicted model, not a curated record. Lineage: Eukaryota; Metazoa; Chordata; Mammalia; Carnivora; Felidae.
CUUCUGGGCGUUGCCAAGAUGGACGCUUCGCGGGCCCGGGAGCAGCUCCGGCGGCGGUACCUGUUUCCGCGGGACACCGAGGCCCCGCUGGACAGCGAGGGCUACGCCAGGCCGGAAGUCUCUACCGCUGUUGAGAGAAAGGAGAAACCUCUUCCAAGACUUAACAUCCAUUCUGGAUUCUGGAUUCUGGCAUCCAUUGUUGUGACCUACUAUGUUGAUUUCUUUAAAACCGUUAAAGAAAACUUCCACACCAAUAGCUGGUUCGUGGCUGGCGGCACCCUCCUGCUGAUCAGCCUGUCGCUUGCGUGUUACUGCAUCCUCUAUCUGGAGUGGUGCCACGGGAUUGAAGAUUACGACGUCAAGUAUCCAGCCUUGAUACCCGUGACAACCGCCGCUUUUAUUGCGGCCGGCGUCUGCUUCAAUGUUGCCCUGUGGCACGUGUGGUCCUUCCUCACCCCGCUGGUGUUGUUCACUCAGUUCAUGGGCGUUGUGAUGCUGAUCUCACUCCUUGGGUGAUGUCCAGAGGUGUAAGAGCGUGUCACUUCAACGCGAACGAUUCAACACCCAGCCAGCUGGCAGCAUCGCAGGUGUAACAGAAGUGCUACAACGUGUCCUCAUAUCCAGGAAGUGAGUGGUUUCCUCGGAAAAACUAUAACGUUGCAGUCUGGUUGACAUCAGAAUAAAUUCGAUUUCGUUUGUCUG